AUACGGUCAAAUUGUGAGCGAAGCGGAUGGGUAGGUGUCCACCGGCGGAAGUGACGCUACGUCAUACGAUUAGUCAAAGGCGGCAAAUGGUGGCUGUGAGUUCUGCGACUUUCAAAACAAAUAUUUGCCGUUUAGGAGAUCAAGAUGUCAAGGAUCGAGAAGAUGAGCAUCCUCGGGGUGCGAAGUUUUGGAGUGGAGGAUAAGGACAAACAAGUCAUAACGUUCUUUAGUCCAUUGACGGUACUCGUGGGACCCAACGGAGCUGGCAAAACGACCAUCAUUGAAUGUCUGAAGUAUAUUACAUCAGGUGACUUCCCACCAGGAAGUAAGGGGACCACUUUUGUCCAUGACCCAAAGGACGCUCACGAGACGGACGUGCGGGCCCAGAUCCGGCUGCAGUUCCGGGACGUUAACGGGGAGCAGGUGGCAGUGCAGAGGUCCAUGCAGAGCACACAGAAGGGCAAGAAGACUGAGUUCAAAACCUUGGAAGGGGUUAUCACCAGGAUAAAGCACGGGGAGAAGGUGAGCCUGAGCUCCAAGUGCGCGGAGAUCGACCGUGAGAUGAUCGCAGCGCUGGGCGUGUCCAAGGCCGUCCUUAAUCACGUCAUCUUCUGCCACCAAGAGGAGUCCAACUGGCCACUUAGCGAGGGGAAGGCGCUCAAGCAGAAAUUUGAUGACAUCUUCUCAGCCACAAGGUACAUCAAGGUCCUGGAGACCCUGCGACAGCUCAGGCUGAAGCAGGCCAACACGGUGAAGGGCUGCCAGACCGAGCUGCGCUACCUGAAGCAGAACAAGGAGAAGGCCCAGGAGAUCCGGGACCUGCUCACCUCUAAAGAGUCCCAGCUGGCCGCCUCCAAGGAGAGCGUGCAGCGCAUCGAGGGCCAGAUCGAGCCCCUGGAGAACCGGUUGCUGGACAUCGACACGACCCUGGGGAAGGUGAUGAAGUUGGAUAACGAUAUCAAGGCCCUGGACAGCAGGAAGAAGCAGAUGGAGGAGGACCGGCAUGAGCUGGAGGAGAAGAUGGAGCAGGUGUUCCAGGGCUCAGACGAGCAGCUCCAGGAGAUGUACCAGAACCACCAGCGCACCGUGCGGGAGAAGGAGCGCCGCCUGGAGGCCUGUCAGAGAGACACGGAGCGGGCGCAGCGGGAGUGCCAGAGGCUCAACCGGCUGAAGUCAGAGCUGCUGGUGGAGCAGGGUCGCCUCCAGCUCCAAGCUGACCGGCAGGCCCAGAGCAUGCGGAACCGAGACUCCCAGGUGAAGGGUCUGGCCUCACACCUGGGGAUGGAGGGGUACGAGCGUGUCCCCUUCAGCGAGCGCCAGCUCAAGAGCUUCCACCAGCAGGUGAAGGAGAGGCAGGACCGUGAGACUGAGGCAGCCAAUCAGGCCAUGAGGGACAUGCAGGAGAAGGAAUCCACGAAGCAGCGGGCCAUCGAUGAGAUCCGGGACAGGAAGACGGGUCUGGAGCGCACGGUGGAGCUGAAGAGGGACCUGCAGCAGAAGCGGCAGCAGGAGCUGAGGAACGCCCGCGGGGACCUGCAGCAGCUGGAGGGCUCCUCCGCCCGUCUGCAGGAGCUGGAGCAGGAGCUGGCCAAGGCGGAGCGGGAGCUGGAGAACGCCGUGCAGGCCUCGGACGUGGACGGCCUGAAGGCCGAGCUCCUGGAGCUGCAGACGGAGAAGGCCCAGAUGGACCGCAGCCAGCGGAAGCUGGACCAGGAGAUGGAGACACUCAACGCCCACACCAAGACCCGCACCGAGAUGGACAUGCUGAGGAAGGACAAGACGGAUAAGGAAGAGCAGGUGCGGAAAAUUAAGUCCAGGCACAACGAGGAGCUGACAUCCCUCCUGGGGCACUUCCCCAACAAGAAGCAGCUUGAGGACUGGAUCCACAGCAAGAACCGUGAGGUCAACCAGACCAGAGACAAGACCUAUAAACUCAGUAAGGACCUGGCCUCAGCGGAGCAGAAUAAGAGCCACUGCAGCGCUGAGAUCCGGAGGAAGGAGCAGGACCUGGCGAGGUUCGAGGAGCAGCUGUUCAACGUCUGCGGCAGCCAGGACUUCCAGUCCGAUCUGGGCAAGCUGCAGGAAGACCUGGAGAAGUGCUCCAAGCAGAGAGCGAUGUUGGCGGGAGCCACGGCAGUGUACACCCAGUUCAUCAGCCAGCUGACGGAGGAGACGGAGCCCUGCUGCCCCGUCUGCCAGCGCACCUUCCCCGCGGAGGCCGAGCUUCAGGACGUGAUCAACGACAUGCAGUCCAAGCUCCGCCUCGUGCCCGACAAGCUGAAGAACACCGAGCAGGACCUGAAGAGGAAGGAGAGGAAGCGCGACGAGAUGAUGGCCCUCAAGCCAAUCAGGCAGUCCCUGUCCGAGCUCCAGGAGCACGAGCUUCCAGAACUCCGGAACAAGCUGCAGGGCAUCAACCGGGAAAUUGAGCGUCUGAAAGGGGACAUCGAGGAGCAGGAGACCCUGCUGUCCCUGCUCAUGUCUGAGGAGGACACGGCCAAAGCCUGCCUACAGGACAUCUCCCUGAUGGACCGGUACCAGCUGGACCUGAGGGACGUGGAGCGGAAGAUCGCCCAGCAGGCCACGAGGCUCCAGGGGGUGGAUCUGAACCGCACCAUCCAGCAGGUCAACCAGGAGAAGCAGGAGACCCAGCACCGGCUGGACACCAUUUCCAGUAAGAUGGAGCUGAAGAGGAAGCUGAUCCAGGAUCAGCAGGAGCAGAUCCAGACGCUGAAGAGCAGUGUGAACGAGACGCGCGCUGAGAAGCUCCAGAUCUCCAGCAACAUGCAGCGGCAGCAGCAGCUGGAGGACCAGUGUGUGGAGUUCUCCACCGAGAUACAGGCCCUGCAGAGGGAGAUUCAGGAGGCCCAGGAGCAGGUAAACCCCCUAGCUGCCACCCUGGAGAAGCUGCAGCAGGAGAAGGAGGAUCUGAUUGGCCGCCGGAAACAGAAGCAGGAAGAGGGGCUGGAGAAGGUUAACGCCAUUAAGGACAGGCUGAGGAACAUAACCGCCUUCGAGAAUGAGAUCAAUAAGUACGUCCAGGAAGGGAAGGAGGAGUACAAAGAGCAAAAGGAGGCGGAGCUUCAGGAGACGAACAGCCAGCUGCACGAGGCUGAGAAACAGCGGGAGAAGAUCAACAAGGACAUGGGCAACAUCAGGCAGGAUAUCGACACGCAGAAGGUCCAGGAGCGCUGGCUGCAGGACAAUCUGACACUGAGGAAGAGGACCAAGGAGCUGGAGGACGUGUGUGAGAAGAGGAAGGUUCUGAUGAAGGAGAUGGGGAACAUGCAGGUCCUGCAGCUGAGAACGGAGCGGCGUGAGGCGGAGCGACGUCUGGAGGACCUGAAGAAGAACCGCAGCGUGGCUCUGGGCCGGCAGAAGGGCUUCGAGGAGGAGAUCCUGCGCUUCCGGAAGGAGCUGCGGGAGGACCAGUACGGCCAGGCCGAGAUGCUCUUCCGCCAGAAGAUGAUCGUCAUGAGGACCACCGAGCUGGCCAACAAGGACCUGGACAUCUACUACAAGGCCCUGGACCAGACCAUAAUGAAGUUUCACAGCAUGAAGAUGGAGGAGAUCAACAAGAUCAUCCGCGACCUGUGGCGCAGCACGUACAGAGGACAAGACAUAGAGUAUGUCGAGAUCCGCUCCGAUGUGGACGAGAACGCCUCUGCGGGCGUGAAGAGGAGGACGUACAACUACCGCGUGGUGAUGGUGAAGGGGGACACGGCGCUGGACAUGAGGGGGCGCUGCAGUGCGGGGCAGAAGGUGCUGGCGUCUCUCAUCAUCCGAUUGGCCCUCGCUGAGACCUUCUGCCUAAACUGUGGCAUUCUGGCCCUGGAUGAGCCCACCACUAACCUGGACCGAGAGAACAUUGAGUCCCUGGCCCACGCCCUGGUGGAGAUCAUCAAGAGCCGCUCCAGACAGCGCAACUUCCAGCUCCUCAUCAUCACCCACGAUGAAGACUUUGUGGAGCUCUUGGGGCGGUCCAGCUAUGUGGAGCAUUUCUACAGAAUCCGCAAGAACGUGGAGCAGUGCUCCCAGAUCUCAAAGUGUAAUGUGUCCUCGCUGAACUCUUACCUACACUGAGCACACUGCUACAGCACACACACACACACACACACACACACACACUCUCUCACACACACACACACACACACACACACUCACACACACACGCACGCACACACGCACACACACAC
This is a messenger RNA of Conger conger (European conger), 4196 nucleotides long. RefSeq names its product RAD50 homolog, double strand break repair protein (gene rad50). The transcript is spliced from 26 exons. Bases 145 to 4083 code for a protein of 1312 amino acids. Gene Ontology annotation, molecular function: G-quadruplex DNA binding; ATP hydrolysis activity; single-stranded telomeric DNA binding. NCBI's taxonomy places the organism in Eukaryota, Metazoa, Chordata, Actinopteri, Anguilliformes, Congridae. The record is from RefSeq and is a predicted model, not a curated record. Gene Ontology annotation, biological process: telomere maintenance via recombination; telomere maintenance via telomerase; double-strand break repair. Gene Ontology annotation, cellular component: nucleus; condensed nuclear chromosome; Mre11 complex.